This is a messenger RNA of Cucurbita maxima (winter squash), 817 nucleotides long. RefSeq names its product glutaredoxin-C6-like. Bases 82 to 492 code for a protein of 136 amino acids. The record is from RefSeq and is a predicted model, not a curated record. NCBI's taxonomy places the organism in Eukaryota, Viridiplantae, Streptophyta, Magnoliopsida, Cucurbitales, Cucurbitaceae. The transcript has 2 exons.
UUCUCCCUUCCCUCUUAGCCCCCGCUACCACUCCUCUCUCUCUCUCUCAAAUUUUUGUAAUUGUCUUACAGCCCUCCGGCGAUGCAAGGCCUAAGACGGUGCUCCGACGACCUCCUCCACCUGGACUUAUCGCCACCGCCCGCCUCCCCCUCUUCUACCUCCCUCUCCAUCGACGUGGCCGAGUCCGCCGAGACUCGAAUCCGCCGCCUCAUUUCCGAACACCCCGUAAUCAUCUUCAGCCGCACUUCCUGCUGCAUGUGCCACGUCAUGAAGAAGCUCCUCGCCACCAUCGGCGUCAACCCUACCGUUAUCGAAUUGGACGACAAAGAGAUCGACGCCUUAGCAACCUGCUCCACCUCCACCACCGCCACCACCACUCCUGCUGUCUUCAUCGGCGGCGCCUUCGUCGGCGGCCUCGAAUCACUCGUCGCCCUCCACCUCAGCGGCCACCUCGUACCUAAGCUCGUCGAAGUCGGCGCUCUUUGGAUAUAAUCUUAGGGGUACGAUGGGAAGAAAACAAAAUAAUGGAUCUAUGAUUUUGGAGUCUUGGUUAUGGUUGGUGGUGAAAUCAAUAAUUAUAAACAUCCGGAUGUUGCCGCAAAAGGAAGAGGUGGCGGAUAAGUCCGGUACGGUGGCAGAAAGUAGACUUUUUUAGAAUACUCGCGGGAGCAUGCGUGGCACGUGGUGGGAUGAGGAUUGGGUGGGGUCCCAUAUGACUUAUUAAGCAAUCAGCACCGUUGAAUGUGUAGACUUUUGUAUUUAGGGGAUUUUCUCUCUAUUCUCUUAAUCUAUUCCAUUCUACUCUCAAUUUUAUUUA